CCCUUGUUUCCAUGUCUCGGUCUCGCUCCCGCUUAAUUUCGCGUCCCAAAACAACUUCCACGAAUAUUUUGUGAUCAUUUUUAAUCAGUUAUUUACACUUAUCUCUAAAUCUACAUAAAUACUUAUCAACAAUACAAGCGUAAUCUGAUCGUGUGGACAUGUUAAUGUGAUAGGUUUAAAUUAGUCGGUUAAGUUGUGAGAAUGUUGUCGCGAUACGUGGUGUCGCAAGUGAAACAUAAUUCCUACUUCCUGGUGGGUUUGGGGGUAGGGCUAUGGCUUGCACUGGCGACGGUACCCUUCGACGAGGACGUGGUGGCUUGUGACGCGGUCACAUUGGCAGCUCCAGACGAAUAUGAGCCUCAACGUGAAGAACGACCGCUCGGGUCCAGGAGUCAGCCCGGCCGAAGUGUCCAAAGGCCGCGGUAUUACAGUACUGAGCUUGGAAUGCGCAGCGGACUUCUUACAGGUGUUCUCAGUUCAGAGGAAGUGCUUGAAACUCGAGCAGCGGCACUUAAUAGAACAGCAGCCCGCUUACAACCCGCGUUACGUUUCUUUAUCACCGCUAGUGCCCUACAAGAAGCCCCUGGCCGAGCCAAUGUUGUUGGUUUCACAGACACGAGGGAAAUGCUCAAACCAUUCCAUGCACUCAAAUAUUUAGCUGACAAUUACUUGGAGGAGUAUGAUUUUUUCUUUCUUGUGUCGGAUAUGUCCUUUGUGAACUCCCGUCGCUUGCAAGAGUUGGUCUCUAAAUUGAGCGUCAGUCAAGACAUCUACAUGGGCACUGUAGCUGAUGAUGAUACACAGUACUGCACACUGGAGGGUGGUAUACUACUGUCAAACUCAGUGCUGAGGGCUAUACACAGUGAACUGGACUGGUGUGUACGAAACUCGUACUCUCCUCACCAUCAUGAGAAUCUUGGCCGGUGUGUGCUUCACGCUGCCCAUUUGUCCUGUGUCAGUCAAGUACAGGGAGAGAGCUAUAUGUCGGUGCACGUGAACACGGCAGGCAACGGCGUGGGCGGGAUCCUGUCGCCGGCGCUGGCUGACGCUGUGGUGGUGCAGCCUGCCAUCGAGCCGAGCCACUUCCACCAGCUACUGGCGUACAUCUCACGGGUGUAUCUAGAACGUGCUCAAUUAAGCAUAGCGCGCGAGAGAGGGCAGGCUGCGUGGAGCUCGCGACACCACCCGCGCGGAUACCGCAACGCGUCGUGGCCCGCCGCGCUGCGGGAGGACGCCGGGCUCGCCACGCCCAGACCGCCUACAAGGUUCGACCACUUGCGCUGGACGCGGUUCAACACCACGCACGCCUUCAUGCCGGACGACCACCGCGUGGUGGCGCCGCUCACUAGCGCUUACAAAGAGGCUGUGCAUUUGAUACUGGAAGAAGCUCGUGCCUGGGCAGCAAAUAGAUGGAGCGCCGUGGCUGACGCACAGGAGACUGAUGCAGUCAGCAAGAUAUCGCCCGAAGAUAUCUCGCUGGAAGAGGGCGCGUGGUGCUGGGAGCCGCCCGUCGCGCUGCGGUACAGGCUCCUGCUGCGACUGCCUACGCGACAGGCCGAUGGCACAGCGAACCCCCGCGGGGCACUGGUGCAGGUGGAAGCAGCGCGCGCGUUGGGCGCAGCACGCUUGGCGCCGGCACGCUACGUGACGGAGAGCGCGCGCGUCACGCUGCUGCUGCCGCUGCCCGCCGAGCACGCGUCGCUGGCGGCCGACUUCCUGCACAGAUACCACACCGUGUGCCUGCAGAAGGACACCAACACCGCGCUCAUUGUGGUGAGGCGUCACGCUGACGGUGACGGCACAGCGAGCCCCCGCCUGGCCCCGCGCGACGUGACGGAGAGCGCGCGCGUCACGCUGCUGCUGCCGCUGCCCGCCGAGCACGCGUCGCUGGCGGCCGACUUCCUGCACAGAUACCACACCGUGUGCCUGCAGAAGGACACCAACACCGCGCUCAUUGUGGUGAGGCGUCACGCUUGCGUCACGCUUGUGUGUCAGGCUGACGGUGACGGCACAGCGAGCCCCCGCCUGGCCCCGCGCGACGUGACGGAGAGCGCGCGCGUCACGCUGCUGCUGCCGCUGCCCGCCGAGCACGCGUCGCUGGCGACCGACUUCCUGCACAGAUACCACACCGUGUGCCUGCAGAAGGACACCAACACCGCGCUCAUUGUGGUGAUAGUCCCAAGAAUCGAGUGGCCGAAGAAUGCGGACAACACAACAGUGCUAGCGAUACGCAAAACGGAUAACUCGACGCUGCAAAUAAUGCGUAACACAGUGAAGAACUUCACGGAGAAGUUCCGCAACUCGCAGAUAGAUAUCCUGGAGGCGCCAGAUGUGGCCGUGCCUUGGGGAGAAGGCCGUAUAUGGAGUGACACGGAGAUACAGAAGCACGCGGCUCGCUCAGCUUUGAGUACUGCUUUGCCGAAGUUACAGCGUGACGCGUUGUUAUUACUCUCCCUUCCAUAUAUGGAGUUUACUGAGGACUUCCUCAAUAGAGUGCGCAUGAACACAAUACGCGGCGAGCAGUGGUUCCUGCCGCUACCGUUCGCGCGGUACGCCCAGUUCGCGAACCCGCUAUUUGUCGACGCGGCGGGCGCCAAGCCCACGCAGAACACGGGCCGCUUCCCCACGCUCGCCGCGCCGCUCGUCAUAUCCUUCUAUCGGCAGGAUUAUGUCGCAGGCUUAGAAUCCUGGCGCACAAACGGCGGAGGCAGAGACGUGGAGGCAGCGGAUGUACUAGCCGCAUCCCCUCUGCGUUGUAUCCGUGCUCCUGAACCAGCUUUCCUCCUACCGCCAAGGGAUGCGCCGUGCACCCCCUGCAACCCUGUGCCACCCCCUCAGAACACAACAGACCCGGCGAUAGAAGCACAAGCAGCAUGCCUCCGCAGGGAGCGCGACCGGGGCUUCCCAGACCUCCAACUUGGAGCGAGGCACGCUCUAGCCAAACUCCUUCUACAAACGCAAGCUGAUGUCUCGUGAUAUAACUGUGACCGGUAGUGUUAGAAAUAAAAUGUGAUUCUAUGUAUACUACUAUAGCUUGGAAACUUCGUAACGCUCACGAUGUUGCGCGCGAGGAGGGGGGGUGGCGGGUUUCACCUACCGACAAAGAUGUACCGCCAAGCGAAUUAGCGUCCCCGUACGAUGUCGUGUAGAAACCGAAACGAGUGUGAAUUUUCAUCCUCCUCCUAAGAGAUUAGCCCGUUUCCAUCUUAGAUUGUAUCAUCAUUUACCAUCAGGUGAGAUUAUAGUCAAGGGCUAACUUGUAAAGAAAAAAAAAGAACUUGCCAAACUAUAUAACUGUCAUUGGGAAGAUUUUGUAUUUACUGACUUGGUAAUAAUUAAACCGGUAUGGAUGUACGGAGUGCAACUUUUGGGUUCAGCAUCAAACUCGUAUUUAGAAAUUCUGCAAUGGUUCCAAUACAAUGCUUCGUAUGAUUACCAAUGCUCCUUGGUAUUUUAAAAGUGAUUGCUUGCAUUUUACUAAAAAUUAAAGACAGAAAAACUGUAAAGACAGAAGUUGCAAAUUCAAUGAAAACAUACCAAAAGCUUAUUCGGAAACGUCCAAAUCAACCAAGGAACCUAAGAAGGCUUAAGCGAUUUGUGGCACCACAGGAUGUCAUGAAAUAGAUACUAUAUAUUUGGAAAAAAACGCUGGAUAUUGCACCUAACAAGCCUUAUUGUAAAUACUUAAAAUAUAGCUGAAAAUCUCACGACAGAUUGCAGGAACAACUAAAAAAUCGGUUGUCUGCAAAGUCGGUUUACUGACGAUAGUUGAACGUGACAACGUCAUAAGAAAAUACUGAGGGAAUGGUUGCAUUUUUCAAAACAAAAUGUUCGUUUUUCUAAAAUACUAUUUAAUAAUCUUCAUAGACCAGAAUAUACUUUAUUUCUUGUAAAAAAGUUGGCAACCCUAGAGCGAGGAACGACGCAUGACGUCAUCUUUUUCGAGUGUGCAGCCGGCUCCAUCGAAUUUUAAGACGUUGUCACGUCAAAAAAAAUUAAUGACAAGUUAUCCCUUGACUGCUAUCUGUGUGUAUUAUACCCAUAACUCUGACGGUUUCUAUGUAGCAUCGUACCGGAACGCUAAAUCGCUUGGCGUUAAAUCUUGGCUGAUAACUAGCUAAGUAUUAUGAAAUUAAUACAUAUACAGAUGAACUAGUAGUAUACAUACUCGUAAUAGCUUGAUUCGAAAUAAAAGUUGUGGCUAUGUUAGUGUAAUAUAGCUUAUAUUUAAGGAAGUUGGAAAAGUACCAUUCUGUUUACUAUUUUUAUCUCAGUGUUGUGGCAACAGGCAUCUUUAGUUAUUUAAAAUAUAUCUAUAGUUCUUUAUGACUUUGUAUAUUUUAUAAUUUUAAGAAAGUGACCAACAUAGCAAAUGUAGUUUACAAAAUUUGGUAAUAAAUGUAUUAGUUGCUGCAUUUAGUCAAAUGUAUUGGUGGUUUAAUCUUGAAAUGAAACCUAAUAAACUAGAUUUCUUUAUGCAUCUUGAUUGUUAUGUCCUAAAUUUUGUCUAGAAGUCUAUAGUAUAUAGGUAUUAUUAAUAUUAGGGAAUUUGAUGAAAACUUUAUUUAAAAUUAUUUUAAGUUGUAGAGUGAUGACUGAGUGAAUGAGAUUUCCUAGCUAUUUUGCAGGUUCUUUAUCUGUCUUUAGAACAAUUGUCUCAUUAAAGGUUUCUGCAGCCUCUAUUCUGUCUUACGCGCAUAUUUUAUACCUUUGUUGCUACAUCUCCAUGCUGCAAAUAUAAACUGUUAAUAAUAAUUUAAAAAAGUUACCAGUUGUCGAGUUGCGUCAAAUUAAACUAUCUGUCUAUAGCUUGGCAAGUUCGUUGAUGACACUUCCAUGAUAUGCGGCCGACGGGGGGAAAGGUUGCGCGGAUAUGAAGUCAUGCGCGCGGGGCAUCGCUACGACCCUCCCGGCCCGCGCGGGCCAUAAGGAGUUUUACGAACGAAUUUGCCUAGCUAUAUGUAUAAUUAUGUGCCUUAUACAAUCGAAAAGUAUUAUUAAAAUAAAUACAUAUUUUUUUUAA
Bicyclus anynana (squinting bush brown) is the source of this 5023-nucleotide messenger RNA. RefSeq names its product chondroitin sulfate synthase 2 (gene Chpf). Gene Ontology annotation, molecular function: glucuronosyl-N-acetylgalactosaminyl-proteoglycan 4-beta-N-acetylgalactosaminyltransferase activity. Gene Ontology annotation, cellular component: Golgi cisterna membrane. The transcript has 13 exons. Bases 202 to 2976 code for a protein of 924 amino acids. The record is from RefSeq and is a predicted model, not a curated record. Lineage: Eukaryota; Metazoa; Arthropoda; Insecta; Lepidoptera; Nymphalidae.